Molecule: messenger RNA, 1515 nt
Organism: Durusdinium trenchii
Lineage: Eukaryota; Dinophyceae; Suessiales; Symbiodiniaceae
Source: the annotation of a GenBank genome assembly
GUGAAGACUGUGGAAACAGUGGUGGGAGGUGUAGGAAACAGAGCGCCCGAACCGUCCUUAUGAGGCAGGGGAUGAGGAAGAAUCAGGAAGACUCCUGUGUAUUUAUAUGUUAUUUGAUCUUAUGUGUAUUAUUCUGACAGGUCUUGAUGCGUUACAAAAAAAGCGACGUAAAUUACUCUUGAACAUUCUUGAACCCAUUUUCUGGAUUGCUUCCUGUUGUUUGGACAUCAUGAAACCCACGUCUUCUACAUCUUUCGACCCACAGGACCCAGACGGUCCAGGACCCAGACGUACCAGUCGGAAUGAAUGAAGGGAACAUAGGAGAAUUCCCAGACGAUGCACUCCUUUGCUCCAAAGACAAUCCUUUGGAAUUCUCUCUUGGAGUUGGUUCACCAUACGUGUUGCUCCAUGGAAAUCGGCUUGAGCAGUCGGUCCAUCAGUCGCUUGGUCCGCCAUGCCUCGCUUUGUCAUUCCGGGCAAUCCCAUCGAGGUGGCUUAUGGCUAUGAGGAGGAUCCCGGCCUCGCGAACGUCUUCCUCUCCGUCUACGACCAACGCCUCAGGUACGAUAGCAGUGCCUCCAAGGAAGUGAACGAUGUCACACACCAGGUCGGUCCUGGAGAUGGCGGGGGUUGCUAUUUGGAUCUUCACACCGGCAGAUUCGGCUUUGGAACCCAAGUGGAUGACCAGACUAUGGCAGUGUACUUGAAGCGUUUUGGAGUCACAGAGGAGGAGGUUGAGUCUUUGCCGUUGAGGGUGCCAAAGCCGCAUGUGACCAGCAGCCUUGCUCAAGUUCGCCAAGGUGCCUGUCCAAUGUGCAGGAAGCCUGGCACCAAAAGAUGUGGCAAGUGUGGGUCUAGAGCCUAUUGUUCUGACACGUGCCAACGAAAGGAGUGGAGGGUUCACAAGGCGUUUUGUUCUCUUCACCCUUUCCCAAGCAAGCCAGCCGGCAUGCGCGUGACCGCAAUGUUGCUCCCAGAGAAGGAGAAGCACCCGCGCAUCAUCCACGUGGAGCUGCAAAAGCAUCUUGACGAUGAUAUGGAUGAGGGGGUAUACCGGGUAGUACACCUGCCCUUUUUGAAUCCAUACCUUGGAGAUGACGAGUCUGCUGGAGGCAUUUGUAGCCAGUUCUUGAAGGGACAGCCAAUCGCUCAUUUGGCACAGCCGAUCCACUUGCGCUACCGUGAUAGCUUCAUGCUUGAUGGAUCAGCAGAGAACGCUUGCAUCGCCAAGCUUUUUGGAGCUCUCUACGAGGGUGACACGCUGGGUGCAGCGCAUGCUGCCUUGUGGAGAGGUCCAUUGGUCGCCUUGAAAUCCCAACCCAUCCCAACUUCAGAGUCCAUGGAUCCCGACUAUGUUGAUCUUCACAUGGCCGAUGUGCAUGAUGUUCUUGAGCUUUUGAAGCAAUAUGGUCUUGCCCGCAUGUCCAGCAAAGCAUAGAGUGAAGCUGGGCAUGGGAUGAGCUGGCUCCACUUGGCAAAGCGUUCAAGGACUGAUAUGAGUGCCCCAUGGUGGAA